This is a messenger RNA of Aspergillus japonicus CBS 114.51, 1294 nucleotides long. RefSeq names its product oxidoreductase, short chain dehydrogenase/reductase family. Lineage: Eukaryota; Fungi; Ascomycota; Eurotiomycetes; Eurotiales; Aspergillaceae. The record is from RefSeq and is a predicted model, not a curated record. Gene Ontology annotation, cellular component: intracellular anatomical structure. Gene Ontology annotation, molecular function: oxidoreductase activity, acting on NAD(P)H, oxygen as acceptor. The coding region runs from base 72 to 1001 and encodes 309 amino acids. The transcript has a single exon.
CCUCACCUCACCUCACCAAACAAGUAACACACCACACCACACCACAACAUAAACCACAUCCAUCCACAAUAAUGUCCGACCCACCCAGCACCAAGCCCCUCAGCGACCGUGAGGCACUAGCCUUGCGGCAAAUCCCUACGAUGACCUUCUCCACCGCCACCAACCCUCUAACCGCCCCUCUUCCCCCCGACCCGAGCGCCUCCACCCCAGCCCUCCGCGCCGCAUCGCGCUUCGCCGUCCCCGGAAAAGCCAUCAUUACCGGCGGUGCCGGCUCCCUGGGCCUAACCGUUGCGCGAGCCCUACUCGAACACGGCGUGACCGCACUCUCCCUCCUCGACUUGCCCGCGACGAUCACCACCUCGACCGCAGCGCUGACCGAACUCACCACCUCCUUCCCAGACGCACAGAUCCGAACCUACCCAGUGGACGUGACAUCGCCCGAAAGCAUAACCACCACCAUCACCACGGCCGUAACCAGCAUGGGCGGGGUAGACCACCUCCUCAGCUUCGCGGGCAUCGUCUCCUGCACGCCGUCGACCGCCGCCGCACCCAGCGAGUUCGCCAAAGUCCUCGACGUCAACCUCACGGGCUCCUUCCUCUGCGCCCAGGCUGUCGCGGCCCACAUGAUCGCCCAAGGCACCGGGGGCAGCAUCGUCUUCACGGCCUCCAUCUCCGCCCACGCGACCAACUUCCCGCAGCCGCAGGUGGCCUACAACGUCAGCAAGGCCGGGGUCGUGCAUAUGACGCGCAAUCUGGCGGCGGAGUGGGCGGUCCACGGGAUCCGGGUCAAUAGUGUCAGUCCUGGGUAUAUGGAUACGGUGCUGAAUGCCGGGGAUGGACUGCAGCCGUUGCGCGAAAUUUGGGCGCAGCGGUGUCCGAUGGGGCGAAUGGGGGAUGUGGAGGAGGUGACCGGGGCGUUUGUGCUGCUGUGUAGUCCGCGGGGCGGGAGGUAUAUCACGGGAGUGGAUUUAGUGGUGGAUGGGGGAGCGAUGACUUUGUGAGCGCCCUGGAUGAUAGACAGCGAUGGGUUAGGGCUGAAGGACGGGUUGGUGGUAUUUCGAUCUUGCCUCCGUAGAUAUAAGAUUAGAGGCUGAAGUAGACCUCUGAUCAAUGAUGGCAGAAGCUGUGACGUACUCCUAGUGACACGGCUUGUACACAUGGCUUGAGUUCGCUACAACACCGGUCAAGUAUAAGUAAAUGGUAUUUGUGUCCCUCGUUAGGUGAUGCAGUAGCAUGCCUUGUUAAUUUGACCCGUUCAGCCGGAAGUAUUGGCAUUUCUGGCAUUACCACCGAG